ACUUUGUUCGUUGUUAUUUCCUGAUCAGGUAAUAUAUCUAAAUCUCAUACUGGAGGGGGAAGGAAAAAAAUCUAACUCUAUUUGGUCUAAUCUGUAUAAUGGCACCGGUGUAUGUUAAAGGUGGUGUAUGGACCAAUAUUGAAGAUGAAAUCCUUAAAGCUGCAGUAUCCAAGUAUGGUCUAACCCAAUGGGCCCGAGUAGCUUCAUUACUACCUAAAAAAUCAGCCAAACAGGCCAAAGCGAGGUGGGACGAAUGGUUAAAUCCUCAUAUAGACAAAACUGAAUGGACAAUUGAACAAGAUGAGAAGUUGUUGACUCUAGCUAAGUUGUUACCUAAUCAAUGGAGAACCAUUGCUUCGAUAAUAGGUGGUAGAAGUGCUACACAUUGUGUAGAAAGGUAUCAAAAAUUAAUAGAUGAAGCCGCCGGAAUUACGCAUGAUGAUGAUGACGAAGAGCAAUUCAAAUUGACAGGCCCAAGUAUAGAGUCAGCUCCAGCCGUUGGCCAGGCCGGUGAUUUGAAUAUAAACCCAGAAAGUAAACCGGCCCGACCUGAUGAAGAAGAUUUAGGCGAUGAAGAACGAGAAAUGUUGGCAGAAGCCAAGGCAAGAUUGGCAAACACUCAAGGUAAGAAAGCCAAGAGGAAAGCUCGUGAGCGAAUGUUGGAAGAAAGUAAACGAAUUGCAUUAUUGCAGAAACGACGAGAAUUAAAGGCUGCCGGGUUUAAUGUUAGUUUAAAGUCCAAGAAUAAAAAGAAGAGAAUGGAGUUUGAUUAUAAUGCUGAUAUUCCUCAUGAACAUGCCGUGCCACACGGGCCAUAUGACAUAUCUGAAGAAGUUCAAACAAAUGAAUAUGAAAAAUCAAAGUUUAGUAUUCAAGUGUCUAGACAAGGUAUUGAAAUGGAGGGAAAUAAAGACAGGAAAACGACUUCUAAAACGGAAGGUAAGAAGCAUAAGUUGGGCAUAGAAGCUCCUGCUGAACUUUUGGAUGAACCAUUGAAAAGGCGAAAGUUGAAUUUGCCGGCGCCUGGUGGAGGAAGCCAAGUGGAAGAUAUGGAUUCAAUAAUACUAGAAAAGGCACGAGAGUUGAAAUCGCUUUCAGAAGGUACAACCUCAGUACUAUUUAGUGAGCAGAUAUCAUCUAAGGUGACAACGGUACCGACCAAACCUUCAAAAGAAGAUCGGAAAACAAAAGCUUCAAUAGCUAAACUACUUAAAAAUGCAUUCUCAUCAUUACCACCGGCAAAAGUACGUCAUGGAACAGUAAUACCUAGUUUCAAUAGUGAAGAAGAUACAUUGUAUCUUGAUUCAGCUGAUAUCGGUGAUGAUGGUCAAGAUCAAGGGGAAAGAUUAAGAAAUUUAGAACUUUUACGACGAUUAGAUGACGAAAAGUCGAAAUUACGUAGAUCUCAGGUUAUACAGCGUGGCCUUGAAGUUCCUGAUCCUAAUAGUUUAACCUUGGAGUCUACGGGAACUGACUUGGACAAGUUAAUUUCCGAAGAAUACAUCAAGUUGGUAAAAUCAGAUUAUAGAAAAUAUCAAGAUUCAAGUUAUCAGGCUGUUUUAGUGGAAGAUUUGGAUCAAGAAUCCUUUGAUAGGGUUAAUGCUGAAAUAGACCAAGAAUUAGCCAAUAUCAAUCAGGCUGAAAAGAAUGUCGGUGCUACCAGAUACACUCUUCCACAGUCAAAAGAAGUGGCCGAUAAAAUCGUCGUUAAAUUACACGAGCUUAAAGAAGCUUCUAGUAAAGCAAUAGAUGAGCUUUACUCGUCGGAAUACGAAGCUAAGCGAGACCAGUUAUUAGCUUCUAUCGGCGCGACAUCCAAGGAAUUGAUUGCAGCUGAUGAACAAUAUGACUUUGUAAAAGAUCGACUUUCAGAAGAGGAAAUAAUCUUUAAAGCUGAAUCGUCCAGACUUCAAGGGCUAGUUGACCGGUUAAGCCAAUCCACUAGUGACAUUCAAGAGCAAGUUCGUGAAUUGACAGUGAAAAGGUUGGGCAAUUAAAUAACUGUGUGUAAAUUUUUAUAGACGCAAAACAUAUUUUUCUGGUGGUA
This is a messenger RNA of Spathaspora passalidarum NRRL Y-27907, 2047 nucleotides long. It is a transcript of the gene CEF1, whose product is annotated as Cef1p. The transcript has a single exon. Bases 99 to 1997 code for a protein of 632 amino acids. Gene Ontology annotation, cellular component: spliceosomal complex; Prp19 complex. Gene Ontology annotation, biological process: mRNA splicing, via spliceosome. NCBI's taxonomy places the organism in Eukaryota, Fungi, Ascomycota, Pichiomycetes, Serinales, Debaryomycetaceae. The record is from RefSeq and is a predicted model, not a curated record.